Marchantia polymorpha subsp. ruderalis is the source of this 2969-nucleotide messenger RNA. The record is from the annotation of a GenBank genome assembly. Lineage: Eukaryota; Viridiplantae; Streptophyta; Marchantiopsida; Marchantiales; Marchantiaceae.
AAGCGGUAGUGUUGGUGGCUUCUGCCGUCUUGAAAAUCGUUACCUGAUAAUUUGAUUGCUGGCAUGAUGUAAUGAGGAGUGCGGUUUGCUGAGCUUUCGUAGGAAAGAAUGAUGCUCCGGGUGGGCACUUUGUACCAGAUUACAACACUCUGAUUGAUUACCAGCUCUGUCUGGGCAACACCAUCUCUCUCGUACGCUGCGCAUAUGUCCGGAUCCUCCGCACAUCGGGCUCACGAUGAUGACGCCACAAUUUGCUCGCCUGGGCCGCAAUACUACUAAUACUUCUAAGUUGAGAGUGUGGCACCCAUCGGUAGCAGCAGGAGCAGCUUCUCCUCCUUUGCAGUUACCUAUCCCAGCCUCGCAGCUGUUGCUUACGCCGCUGAAAGCCUCCUCCCGUCUCUGGUCGGGGCCGCGCCUCGCAUCAUUCUACCCACAUUCCGCAUCUCUCAUCUGUCUCCAUCUGACACCAUUUGGAUCAUUUCACAGCCACUUCCGAGGGAGGUGUCAGAGCACUUUUUCUACUCCACUUCGAAGAAGCAUGACCAUGGGUUCUUUGGCAGUGGCGCCAGAGUCCCUGCACUAUCCCGAUGUUCGAAGGGAUGAGUCUAUUGUAGACAACUAUCAUGGAACUCUGGUUGCUGAUCCUUAUCGUUGGUUGGAAGAUCCGGAGUCAGCAGAGACCAAGGAUUUUGUGGAGAUACAGUCGAAGCUGACCGCAUCUGUUCUGGACAAGUGCAAAACGAAGGAGAAGCUGAAGGAACGCAUUACAGCUCUUUAUGAUUACGCAAAGUACGAUUGUCCUUUGAAACAAGGAAACAAGUACUUUUACAUGCACAACACUGGGUUACAACCUCAGAGCGUCUUUUACAUGCAGGAUAGCCUGGAGGCCGAGCCCGAAGUUCUGCUAGAUCCCAAUACGUUGAGUGAAGAUGGAACAGUAUCGCUAUCUCAAUCUGCUCUCAGUGAAGACGGAACGUUUUUAGCCUGCGGUAUCAGUGCAAGUGGUAGUGAUUGGGUCAACAUCAAAUACAUGCGAGUGGCUGACAAGAAAUUUCAGUCUGAUGUUCUUUCAUGGGUCAAGUUUUCAUCCAUCACUUGGACUCACGAUCACAAAGGUUUCUUCUACAGCAGAUAUCCCGCACCAAAGGAAGGAGUGGACGCGGGAACGGAGACGGAGAUCAAUUUAUAUCACGAGCUUUACUAUCAUUUUCUGGGGUCUGAUCAGUCAGAAGAUAUUCUUUGUUGGAAAGAUUCUGACAAUGCCAAGUGGCUCUUUGGAUCAGAAGUUACAGACGACGGAAAGUAUCUGCUUCUGACAAUCGAGGAGGGCUGUGAUCCAGUUAACAGGCUGUAUUAUUGUGACCUCACUUCUCUUCCAGCUGGAUUGGAAGGUUUCAGAGGAAGUACAGAUAUGCUUCCUUUCCAGAAGUUGGUAGACAAUUUUGAUGCACAGUACACUUACGUUGCAAAUGAUGGCAGCGUAUUCACUUUUACAUCCAACAAAGAUGCUCCGAAAUGCAAGGUAACCCGGGUAGACCUCGAGAAUCCGACCGUGUGGACGGACAUUAUCCCGGAAUCUGAAACCGAUGUUUUAUCAUCAGCUACUUGCGUGAAUGAACAGCAGUUGGUUGUCUGUUACUUGAGUGACGUAAAACACGUACUCCAGGUGAGAGAUCUACAAACGGGCAAUUUUCUCUACCAAUUGCCUUUGGACAUUGGGAGUGUGAGUAGUGUAUCAGGAAGGAGAGAAGAGAGAGAAAUAUUCUUCAGAUUUACGAGCUUUCUCAAUCCAGGAACAAUAUUCCGGUGCAACUUGGCAGCCGUUAAGCCCGUUCCUGAAGUUUUUAGGGAUACCGAAGUGAAAGAUUUUGACCGGGAUGCGUUUGAAACCAAACAAGUGUUUGCUUCUAGCAAGGAUGGCACCAGAGUACCUAUGUUUAUCGUGUCAAAGAAAGGCACGAUCUUGAAUGGUGAUCAACCGACACUGCUGUACGGAUACGGUGGCUUCAACAUAAGUCUUACGCCAUACUUUAGCGCUUCCCGUCUGGCACUCGUUCGACAUCAUGGGGCCGUAUUUGCUAUGGCCAAUAUCAGAGGAGGAGGAGAAUACGGAGAAGACUGGCACAAAGCUGGAUCUUUGUCGAAGAAACAAAAUUGCUUCGAUGACUUUCAAGCAUGCGCCGAGUAUCUCAUUUCGGAAGGCUAUACGCAACCGAAGAAAUUAUGCAUCGAAGGGGGUAGUAAUGGUGGUUUGCUUGUGGCGGCAUGCGUGAAUCAGCGGCCUGAACUAUAUGGCUGUGCUCUCGCGCAUGUAGGAGUGAUGGACAUGCUUCGCUUCCACAAAUUUACCAUCGGGCAUGCAUGGACAUCCGAUUAUGGCUGCUCUGAUAAAGCCGAAGACUUUGAGUGGCUGGUCAAAUACUCCCCACUUCAUAAUGUGAGACGUCCUUGGGAGGGAGCGCAAAAUGGAAGAAACAACGUGCAGUAUCCUGCAAUGAUGUUGCUGACAGCGGACCAUGAUGAUCGAGUUGUUCCGCUACAUUCUCUGAAGCUUCUUGCGACCUUGCAGUAUGAACUAUGCAAAAAGGAUGCGAACAGUCCUCAAACAAAUUAUAUUAUUGCCCGCAUUGAUUCCAAGGCUGGACACGGGGCAGGUCGCCCUACCCAGAAAAUUAUUGAUCAAACGAGUGACGCAUUUUCAUUUUUCGCCAUGGUCACCGAGGCGCCUUGGAUCGAGUAGGCAGCGCGAGGGAACAGAUAAAGUUUCGUAGAGGUGUUGCGCUAGAUAUCGGCAGAGACAGGAGUGAAGUUUGCACUGUUGUCCUCGAGCAAUUUUUUGCUGGUCCCGUGCAGAGAGAGGCGCUGCGUGUAUAGUAGGGGCGUUGGCCAGUGAGUUUGGCCAACAGUGUUUGUCCUCAUGGAGUACUCAUUUAUUUAAACGAAGUUAAAAAUUUCCAUUCGAAGAUGUC